Messenger RNA from Egretta garzetta (little egret), 892 nucleotides. RefSeq names its product POP5 homolog, ribonuclease P/MRP subunit (gene POP5). Gene Ontology annotation, molecular function: ribonuclease P RNA binding. Gene Ontology annotation, biological process: tRNA 5'-leader removal. The annotation marks the transcript as partial. NCBI's taxonomy places the organism in Eukaryota, Metazoa, Chordata, Aves, Pelecaniformes, Ardeidae. Gene Ontology annotation, cellular component: ribonuclease P complex. The transcript has 4 exons. The record is from RefSeq and is a predicted model, not a curated record.
CUCUCCCGCAGGUACGUGCUGUGCGAGGUGGUCUCAGAGGACCCGCGGUGCCGGCAGUGCAUCGAGGACCGCGCCGUGAGCCUCGCCGUUAGGGACGCCAUCGGGCGGGUGCACGGGGACUACGGCCUGGCCUGCUGCUCCAUCUCCUUCACAGUGAAGUACCUGAACGCCUACACCGGGACGGUGCUCCUGCGGUGCCGCAAGGACUCCUACAGGCUGCUCUGCUCCGCGCUCCCCUUCGUCAGGCAGCUGGAGAGCCGGAACCAGCGGUACCACUGCUCCCUCAACACCCUGCACGUCGGAGGUACUAUAAGGACAUGUCAGAAAUUUCUAAUUCAAUAUAACAGAAGACAGCUGCUGAGGUUGUUGCAAAACUGUACAAAUGAAGAGGAAAGACUGUGUAUACAGAAAUCAUUGCUGAGCUGUUCCCUUGCAGAAGAGCAGUCUCAAAGUGGAGACGAGGAAGAUGAUGAUGGCACAGAGACAGACUGAACAUUACUAGUUACUGUUCACCUCUACUUUGUACUUGUGUAAUCAAGAUGGUACCAGUUACCAUCAGUGUUAAAGCAGGGGACAGAAAAAGCAUCUGUUCAUAUUUAGACUUCAUUCCCCCAUUCUGAGUGUUCUUAAAUAAAUUUUUUUUUAAAAAGAAGUAGGUUACUUGGCUGUUUCACUCCAGGAGUCAAAACCACCUGCACUCUUAAGGAGUGUGGGAGCUCAAUGUGAUCUUCGUGCUGAGGUAGAAAUGAGCUUUAGGCAGUUGGCAUGGACAAGGAAUGUAGUUAAUUCUCCUCCAAGUACAGAAAAGGUAUUAACAUAGUACUGUUUUUUACCUUAUCUUCAAGUGCACCUGUUAUCCAUAGGGCUAUCCACUGUUCCAAGUCACAAGAGC